AUGGGAAGAACAUUACCCGUACCGGUACUUUGUCAAGUUUGUGGUGAUAAAUCCUAUGGCAAACAUUAUGGUGUUUUCUGUUGCGAUGGUUGUAGCUGUUUUUUCAAACGUAGUAUACGAAAAAAUGUCCAAUAUCGUUGUAUUUCAUCAACAAAUGGCUGUCCUAUUGACAAAACACGUCGUAAUUGGUGUCCAUCAUGUCGUCUACAAAAAUGUUUUCUUGUUCACAUGAAUCCUUUCGCCGUACAGGAAGAACGUGGACCACGUAAAAGGAAACAACAACAACAACAGCUAUCAUCAGAAGCGAAUAAUAUAACAUCAUCAUCAUCAACAACACAUCAUCAUCAAAGGUAA
This is a messenger RNA of Dermatophagoides farinae (American house dust mite), 354 nucleotides long. NCBI's taxonomy places the organism in Eukaryota, Metazoa, Arthropoda, Arachnida, Sarcoptiformes, Pyroglyphidae. The record is from RefSeq and is a predicted model, not a curated record.